CACAUCUCGUUACGCCAUUUUUGUUGGGGCGCAGUCGAGUUCAGAAAAGGAGGAUUAGAUUCCUUAACGUUACAGGUACAUUCUACGGUACCUCGUGCAUUUAUAUCUGAGUUGUCUGCCAUUAGCGAGACACUUGCUCACCCAUCACACUCACACAAUGUCGUCAGAAAACCUGGAGUCUAAUACUCAAGUGGACUACGAGGACGAAAAACAGGACUCCCAGGAAAAGAAUGCAAACCCUGUGAAGGCUGAGGAGGCCAAGCUGAAAGCCAAGUACCCCAGCUUGGGCCAGAAGCCUGGUGGCUCAGACUUUCUCAUGAAGAGACUACAGAAAGGGCAAAAGUACUUUGACUCAGGUGACUACAACAUGGCGAAGGCCAAGAUGAAGAACAAGCAGCUUCCUGUGGCGGGACCUGACAAGAACCUGGUGACCGGUGAUCACAUUCCCACACCACAGGAUCUGCCCCAGAGGAAGUCCUCCUUGGUGACUAGCAAACUAGCCGGCUAGCCUUUAUCGUCUGUGACGCACCCUCACCCCCUGGGGGUCCCAGCAAACGUCCCUCCUCUUCCUCACCUGUGUCCCUGAUGCGUCCACUCCCUCCUAUACCUGCUCUUCCCUUUCAUGCCCAGGCCCCACUGGCUUUAACAUAUCGGGCAGAGUUGUAUGCGUUAAAAUUCAUUUGCUUGUAUGUGGGUGGGGCGGGGUGGGCGGGAUGGAGGUUUUGGCAGCCUAUGGCUUCGUAGCCUUCUCUGUCUUCCCACCACGCACAGCUCUGCCCCCUCUGCACACUCUGCUCUACCGCCUCCUUUAUGUCUUGGGUUUCAGUGUUCCAAGAUGCAUUAGUAGGUGUGUGUCAUUGGACAGGGGUUGAAUGGGUUGCGUUAAUGCACUUUGUAUUCUGUAUAGUAUGGUUUGUUCGGGGUUUUUUUGCAUCAUAGAUGACACCAAAAGUGUGUGUGUGUGUGUGUGUGUGUGUGUGUGUGUGUGUGUGUGUGUGUGUGUGUGUGUGUGUGUGUGUGUGUGUGUGUGUGUGUGUGUGUGUGUGUGUGUGUGUGUGUGUGUGUGUGUGUGUGUGUGUGUGUGUGUGUGUGUGUGUGUGUGUGUGUCAGAUCGGAACUAUGAUUGCAGUGUGUUCUUUCUGGCCUCUUUCUAUGCUGUUGACUGGCUUGGAUGGGAGGGGAUGGACGUUGCAUGUGAAUAAUUGCUUGCAUACCAAAUCUGUGAGGGGCAGGGUUCUUUACAUGGAUAAACAGGGAGGUCUCUUUCCACCUCAUCCUUUAGUCACCUUUCAUUGAACAAAGCCCAGGGUCACUGCUGCAGCAGUCAAACAGAUGUAAAAUGCCACUUUCUCUUCCACGCUCUCUCUGCCCCUGUUGGUGUAAUCCUUGACUCCAGUUCUCUCUUGAUAUGCUGCAUGAUUGUACCAUGACGAAAAAGCAACUUUAUAUGUUUUAAGGAGUUGGGCAUGUGCUUUGUUAUACGGCGUAUCCAGACAAACACGAGGCCUUGAGGGCCACGCCCACACUUCCUUCCUCCCUUUAUUUCCGGAAAAUCCACAUAACAUGUUGCUCUUAGUAGCCCAGAACACAGGUGUGUUAAUGCUGUUAGUUUGCCUGGGUUUCCUGGAUUGGAAGGUCACUGCUUUUACCAACGGCGAAAAUUCACAAUGCAGCUAUCAGACUCACAAAAUGGAAAACACUCGUCUUUCUGUUGUGACUAUCUAAUAAUGUGGCUCUUCCUGUGAUGUGAUGAGACUGACUGCAGCCAAGGCUAAGCUGGCUCAUGCUGUAUUUGGGUCUCAUGGAAAUAUUGACCAUUUGAUGGUUGUCAGAGAUUGUUUAAAACAUCUGAACUCUAUGUCCAGUUGUGAAACACACUAAAGGAUUAAUACUACUUACCUACAGUGUAAGCUUGAAGUUACACUUCAGCCCCUUUUUGUAGAACCACAUCAAUCUUUGUUUAACAGUCGCACUGUACAGACUGAUUUUUAGAUCUCAGGGGUGUCAGAGGGUAAACAGGUGGCAAUCUGAUCACAGUGUCAGUCCAGCCCCUGAAAUCAUCAGCACACGCCUGCAGGUGGAGCCCACUCUAACGCUUGGCGGAGCAGGGAGAGAUUUUAUGGCUCAUGGUGAGGCGGCAAGGUGUGACUGUGCCCCGCGCUCUAGUCCACAAACAGGUCAACGGAUUGUUCCGCUGAUCUACAGACCACGAAUGUGCACCAUCCACAUUCAGGAGUCUGAAGUUGGUUCUGACACUCGUUGAGAAUCGGCCUCCUCGUAUAAAACUGCUUCAGGGAACCUUCACAAAUGCACACUCCACCACAUAGACGAGGUGAUAGGGCGCAUGCACCGUCACAUCCUCACUUGCUUUUCAUGGGAAAUGUGUCAAACUUACAGUGGGUGGAAGUGAACAGACCUGUAAUUAUGUGCUUGUUGUGAUGUAUGAUUGCACAGCUUUUCUCUGUCCCAGCCAUUGUAAAUAGACUUCAGCAGGAUGGGAUUGUUGUGUUUUCCCACCUGCUUUUCACUCUUUCAUAGCCUGAGCUAUUUCUGAUUCAGUGGUUCCCCUCUCCUUUCAGUUUAACACUACUUCUGCUCUAUCUCAGUGUUUUGCAGGAGCUAUGUGAAUUUGUAUGAUAUGAAAAUAUGUGUAAAUGCUGCUGAUUUAAAAACAAAUCUAAGAGAUGAUACCCUGUAAAAAACAUUUGUCCUCUUGAUUCUACCAGUCUGUAUCUGUUUUUAGAACCCCUAUGUCUCCUGUGGCAAAGUUGGUUUUGUUUGUUUUAAAGUCUACAAAAGUGCAUUGUUGAAUUGAAUCACACUUAAAUAGCUGACUUUGAUUGACAAGAGCAGUUCAUCAUGUCGUGUUUAAAAGCCUACAGCUCCAUUAUUUCUCAUUAGAGAAUGCUAAAAGAAAUCUGUGACUAAGCUGCGUAAGCGUUGUGUGAAGCGCUGGAUGGUCUUGAGCGCUACUUGAUGUUUGGCUUUGCACAGGACAGGUGGACAGGAAAUAACAGGGUAUGUUUCAACCCACCACGCAGGGUGUCUCUCGUUCAGCUAUGAUGAACACGUGCCAGAAUGUAUAAAGAAACAACAGGCUGUGUGCUCUGAAGUACUUUUGUGCUGCUUUUACCUUAUCUUAUUGUUUUGCAAGUAAUUGGUUCUCUUUUCUUCUUGUGUUCUUUAACUACGUAAUUUGUAUAUUUCAUUCAGACUCACAAUAACUGCGGGGAAAUCAGAGGCACCCUUGCUUCCAAGACAAAAAACAAUAAGGGUUUACAUAAUAAGGAGCAUAACUGGAGAACACAAUGAUUUUACGACUUUGAAAAGUAUCCGCGCGUUUGGAAUGUUUCAGUUGUGUGGGAGAAGGUAAAGCGAAUUUUGGCAGUAUUUGAAAUAAACUUUUACAUUAAUAACGUGCACCCUUCAUCCAUUUCUUUAACGUCAGGUCUUUCUGGUUCCUUAUACCACGAAUGUGUAAAUAACAGGAAAAGGUGCAAUGUAAAACUAAAGAUAAACACACUGGAGACUUUGAAAGGUGGAGCAACCGGCUGGUGACCACUAGAGGGAGCCACAGUCCUUCAGAAUGGUCCAGAAGCUGCUGGAUGUUUCCAGUUACAUCCGUACUCUUCUGAAGGAGCAGCUUUGGUUAAAAUACCUCACGUGCUGGGAUGACAAAGCAGCUACUGUUCAUAAAAUUUGGGGUAAAUGUGUCACUGGAGACUCGUGAUAACGCUGAUGUGUGAUGCAGCCAAAAGCAUCACCCUUACGACCACAGAUAAACAUGUGCCCUGUAAUAGUACCAUCAUACAUGGUGUCUCACAUCCGCUCUGAACUUCAUCAUGUAAGUGCAUUUUGGGACAGUCCGUACAAAUUGAACGUCCAUUAUCUGACUCAAUAUACUGAAUAAUCCUUUUAAAUUGUUCAUUAUUUUGUGUAAUAAAUACAUAAAUAUAAUAUACUA
Molecule: messenger RNA, 3964 nt
Organism: Betta splendens (Siamese fighting fish)
Lineage: Eukaryota; Metazoa; Chordata; Actinopteri; Anabantiformes; Osphronemidae
Gene: ensab
Product: endosulfine alpha b
Exons: 3
Coding region: 158-508 (116 amino acids)
Cellular component (GO): cytoplasm
Molecular function (GO): protein phosphatase inhibitor activity
Source: RefSeq, a predicted model, not a curated record